This is a messenger RNA of [Torrubiella] hemipterigena, 8498 nucleotides long. The record is from the annotation of a GenBank genome assembly. NCBI's taxonomy places the organism in Eukaryota, Fungi, Ascomycota, Sordariomycetes, Hypocreales, Clavicipitaceae.
UCCCUGUACGUCAUGGGACGCUAAACCGUCUUGGGCCAGCUUGUAGCGACUGUGUCCCGAAACCCAUCACGACGCCGGACCUUAGUCCCGAGUCCAUUCCUUCUUUUCGUCCCCAGAUCAGAUCAGAGAAAACACAAAAGCUUUCCAAUUGCAUUGGAAACAAACUCAGGGCAGCGAUACCUGUUCUUUACAGAAUGACUCGCCUGGCCGCUCUCAUAUCACUUGCGGCAGCUUGCUCCAGCGUGCAAGCUGCCAAAGUGGUCAAUGUUGGCGUCGAGGCUGCUUUUUCGGCUGGGCCGUAUUUGAUUGAGCUAUUGGAAACUGCUGCUAGCGAAAAUGCAACGUCCUACUUUCCGCUUCUCGACCGAAUUGCCGCUGGCACUUUUGCUAAUAUCGAUACCGACGCUGGUCUUUAUGAGAAGUUUGUCAGCAUCCUGUCUAAAGAUGGCCACGUUACAAAUGCUGCAUCCUUGUCUACCUUCAAUUUGGCUCUUGCCCUGCGAUCUGCUGCGCCCAGGGUGGAAGCCCACUAUCAAUACUAUGACAACCAACUGGGCCAAGCUGAUGUUGGCCAAUCUUGCGACAUAUGGAUUGCAUAUGGGGGCAAUCAAUAUUGCAGCCUCCCACUAGACUCUGCGCACUCUUCUGAGAGUUUCAGCCAUUCGUAAGCUCAACGUCACUACUAUUUAAACUUAUGGUGCUAACGCUCUUUAGCCAAACCGAACAUGUUGAGUUUGACAGAACACUAGGAUCAGGAAAGGAUGCCAUUUUAUAUGCUGACCCAACUUCACCGAAAUUUGGAUCUUACCACCAAGAAAUAUCCAAGAUGGCCGCCGCUGGCGAUGUCCGAUACCGCCUUCGCUAUCGUCGCCCCAACACUCUUCAAACCAAUCCCCUACCAGUCAGUGGAUACGGUGUGGAACUCGCGCUGAAGAGAACCGACUACAUUGUCAUUGAUGAUCGAGAUGCCGGAUCCCAAGACAGCCCUAAAGAAAAGAACCAGGAUACUGGUAGCCUAGAGCGUGAGGAUGAGGAAGAAUUGUCUGAUAUUGCUCCCCUCUCUAGCUCUGAUCUUGAAGGCAUAGGGAUGAAAGCGGCGUCUUUUAUCCAGCAAAGCAAAAAUCCCUUCGAAACUCUUAUUAAGCUAACCCAAGACUUCCCUCGCUACUCCUCCAUUGUUGCACGACAUGUUGUUUCAGAGGAAUUUGCCAAAGAAUAUGAACAGGCUGCAGAACAGAGAGUUCCCGUCGGCGUAAACGUUCUUUGGAUUAAUGGUAUGCAACUCACCGAUCGGCAGAUUCAGCCUUUUGCUUUGAUUAGCAUGCUGCGCCGCGAAAGACAGAUGCUCAACGAGGCUACCAGCCUUGGCUUCUCUAGCAAGGAAGUUGUUUCCCUGCUGGGCCACGAAAAGGUUGCCGAGGCAAACAGCGAUGACAGUGCAAGUCUUCGUUACGAUUGGCGAGACGGCACUGAAGACAAUAAUGCACUAGUCUGGCUCAAUGACUUGGAGAAUGAUGAACAAUACAAAGACCAUCCUAAAACUCCGCGCGCUCUUCUUCAACGCGCGUACCCUGGAACCAUUCCACCAGUCGGUCUUAAUAUCUUUCAUGCAGUUACACCUGUCGACUUCGACGACAGCGAGGAUAUUGAAAUGCUCACCCAACUUCUCACUUUGGUAAAUCGCGGCAUCACAGUCCGAUUUGGCCUCGUACCUGCACUGUCCUCAGCAAGAUUGGAGUCCACCGCUAAACUUGUCUACUACAUCAUGGAUACAUAUGGAUUACCCGGGUUAGCCACCCUCUUGGAAGCAAAGACUAACAAAGCCGACGAUAAAGCAGCACUGGACCAUGUUGCCACUUCUAACGAACCCUCUGCUGAUAAAAAAAUCUUGGAGCUGGAAAAAAUCCAAUCGUCUGAACUAUAUGGCGAACAAGUCAAGUCUGCCGAGAAAUGGCAGUCUAGAUUGAAAGCUUCGGCUGCAGAUGGCAAAGUCAUGUUUGUAAACGGCGCUAUUCACACCCGCUCUGAAUCGUGGAUGCAGAGUCUUGGUAUGCAGAUUACCGAAGAUCUGCAGACUGUGCAGAGGGCCAUUUUCCAAGGCGAGCUCACUGACGAAGAAUCGAUUGCAGAGGCUGUUUUCUUGACCAGUGCAGCCUUAAGACGCAACCCAUACCUGUCCGGCGGUGAGGGAAAGCCUCAGGUCCUAGAUGUCAACGCAAUUUAUUCCAACUAUGAGGAUCUCUUCCAGAACACACCAACCUUCGAAGCAAGCAAAGACUCUGCCAAGGAAUUUUGGGCAGCGUUCUCCAUCAUCUCUGAUUUCACAUCUGCAGAAGGCCGUGCCCUCGUUUUGGCUGCUUUGGAAUUUAAGCGACAGAACGACGGUGUCCGCUUAGACUUUGUACACAACCCAGCCGCUGAUGCCCCUACAACCGGUAUACAGUCAGCCCUAAAGACAAAGGAAGAUGAGCUGAAGCUUGUAACGGACGAAUCUCAAUUGGGGGCACUGGUGAAGAGCCUAGAAUCAGCCACAUCUUCUACCAAAGUCCAAAAGUCUUUAGAAUUGCUUCUCUCAUCCGCUAAGCUAUUAUCCGGUCACAAUUACGUCUUGCUCAACGGACGAGUGGUCGGCCCUAUUCUGGCCGAUGCGCCAUUCCUUGCCGAUGAUUUCAGCCUUUUACUUGAUAUUGAGCACAAAGCUCGCAUUGCGCCCGUGUAUGCUGCGGCAGAAGACCUUGGUCUUAGUGAAAAGCUUACCGAUCCUGUUAGCGUUGCGAAGAUCACCUCUCUGGUCGCCCGCUCAACUGUAUCCGAUGUUCCUGAAGGAAUAUUUGAUUCGGCUCCGAGUACAAGAAGCACCUUGUAUGACAAAUGGGAUUUGACGCAUGCUAAAAUUGAAGUCGGAAACCCAGACACCGCCUCAGUUCACUUGGUCGGUUUGAUCAAUCCCCUAAGCGAGCAGGGACAGAAAUGGGCUCCCAUUCUGAAGGUCCUUGCGGAUUUGGAUGGCGUCUACCUGAAGCUGUUCCUAAAUCCCAAGACUAAGAUUACCGAGCUGCCUAUCAAAAGAUUCUUCCGCUACGUGCUAGAAUCUAAACCUACCUUUGAUGCUAGGGGAAAUGUUAAGGCGCCACGUGGUACAUUCAGAAACCUACCCACUGACGCUCUCCUAACGGCCGGAAUGGACGUUCCGCCAGCAUGGCUUGUGUCUGCCAAAUCUUCGGUGUACGAUCUGGACAAUAUCAAGCUGUCUUCUGCCAAAUCUGACGUAGAUGCCACAUACGAGUUGGAACAUAUUCUGAUCGAAGGCCACUCUCGUGAAGUCGAAGGAGGCGCUCCGCGCGGUGCACAACUCGUUCUAGGCACCAAGACUGAUGACCAUGUUACUGAUACUAUCAUCAUGGCAAACCUCGGCUUCUUCCAGUUCAAAGCCAACCCCGGCUUCUACAACAUCCGCCUCAAGGACGGUCGCAGCGCUGAUAUUUACAACAUCGAGAGCAUCGGAACGCAGGGCUACAACGCCGUGCCUGGUGAUGAAGGAACCCGCGUUGUUCUAAUGGACUUUGAAGGGACUACUCUAUACCCUCGACUGCAGCGAAACUCUGGCAUGGAAGAAGCUGACGUGCUAGCUGAGCCUGAAGAUGGUGUUGUAGCCAAGGGCCUCAAGUUUGCUGAAGGCAUCUUGGGCGGUCUCGGCAAAUCUGCCUCUGCAAAGGAGCACGCUGACAUCAACAUCUUCUCCGUUGCCAGUGGCCACUUGUAUGAGAGAAUGCUCAAUAUCAUGAUGGUUUCCGUUAUGAAGCAUACGAAAAGGACUGUCAAGUUUUGGUUCAUCGAGCAAUUCUUAUCGCCGUCAUUCAAGGAUUUCAUCCCUGAACUGGCCAAGGAGUACGGAUUCAAGUAUGAAAUGGUCACUUACAAAUGGCCGCAUUGGUUGCGACAACAGAAAGAGAAGCAACGUGAGAUUUGGGGCUACAAGAUUCUCUUCCUCGACGUCCUCUUCCCGCUCUCCCUCGACAAGGUCAUUUUUGUGGACGCUGACCAGAUUGUCCGCACUGACAUGAUGGAUCUCGUCAAUCUCGACCUCGAGGGCGCACCAUAUGGAUUCACUCCCAUGUGUGACUCGCGCACCGAAAUGGAGGGUUUCCGCUUCUGGAAGCAAGGAUACUGGGAGCGCUACCUCCGCGGCAAGCCCUACCAUAUUAGCGCGCUCUAUGUUGUCGAUCUUCGCCGCUUCCGAGAGAUUGCUGCCGGCGACCGUCUGCGCCAGCAAUAUCAUCAGCUUUCCGCCGAUCCUAACUCUUUGGCUAAUCUUGACCAGGAUCUGCCUAACCACAUGCAGUUCCAGCUUCCCAUUCACAGCCUGCCACAAGAGUGGCUAUGGUGCGAAACCUGGUGCAGCGACGAGAGCCAAGCCCAGGCUCGCACUAUCGAUCUUUGCAAUAACCCGCAGACUAAAGAGCCCAAGCUCGACCGUGCCAGAAGACAGGUUCCUGAAUGGACAGUGUAUGACGAUGAAAUUGCGGCAGUGGCUAAGCGCUCACGCAAAGAGGAGAUCAACACAAAGAGCCGCGCGAUGCGUGACCCGGUACAUACGAAAGACGAGCUUUAGGCAGCUCUAAAGUAGUAGAGAUAUAGAAUUUCAUUUGAGAGUUUGAUAGAUUGAGAAUUUAAUAGAAAAAGCAAGGAUUGCCCGCCACAAUAAGUUAGUAUACACUGGUAGCACCCGCCUUUGUAACCAAACAUGUGUUCCUGCCUUGUCCAAUCGACCUGUCAAGUUCCCAAAAAUAAUGACAAUUCCUUGGAUUUAAUUCUACACCAUACGGGAGAACCUAGCGCAGGAUUCUCUUUGACAUAUAAAAGUAAAAGUAAAGGGUAUUUGCUCUGAAUAAAGAGGGCGCAAAACGAACGCCUCACAUGCGCCACCAAGACGCAAAAGAAGGAGAAUGGAUUCAAUGAUCAUGGACACAUGAUCCAUCGGGACGCCGAGAAUCCCGAUUAAGAAAACGUAGUGAUAGAAGAAGGAAUAUAUAACAGAAGCGUCGGCUGACUAAAGUCGUGUUCGUUAUGUCGUGUCGUUCGAAUCGUGUGCUUUGAGUUUCGACCAUGACGUGAAAAAUGUAUAUAAAAAGGUGAUAAAGAUGAAGGGGCGACAGGACGAGGAUAAGUGCAUAGCGGCCCACUGUAGGGAGACAGGGCGAGAGGAAUAGAAUUACUUUUAGCUGGUUUCUCGCUCCUCUCGUAUUGAAGUCAUGCCAGCUGUGCUGACGGCACUAGACGCAAGAGGCGCACUUGGCGGCAGCAUGGAGGUCGCUGGCGCGGGUGCAUCUUGGGUAGUUGGGACAGUGGUGCCAGCAUUCUGCUCAGCAGGGACUUCCUUGUGCAGAGGUGAAGAGUUGAGGGGAGAUCGUGACUUUUUAGUUUUCCCAUCUGCGCUUCCGCGAGAUGAUGUUCGAGGAGAGACUCGCCCCAUCUGGUAGAGAUUGUUAGCAAACCAUAGCCAUUCAACUACGGUCUAGGCGCGGCGUGUACAUACCUGUUUGGCCCAUCGUAAGCCGCAGCUGUUGCAGAGAUCUCGCUGGCCGCUUGGUCCUCGGCGCCACUCCGGAGUGCUGCGAGUAUGGCAGUUUGCGCAGUCGCGCACAAAGUUGCCCACGCCCUUGCGUCUCUUGCGCUUCUUCUUGUUGGAAAGCAGACCAGCCAACUCCUCAGCCAAGAUUCGAUUUACCUUCUCCAUUUGGCGAAGUUCAAACUGCCAGCUAGAGCACUUUGUCGUUCUGAGCUCGUCGAAAAUAUUGUCGUCGGAGGCUAAUGCUUCGUCUUGGUCACCAGGCACCAAGCCACCGCCGGGGAUUUCAGAUAUGGUUCCGCGUCUGCCUUGCGACUCGCUGGCUGUGGAACCAUCACCAGCGCUGGUAGGCGACGAGAUAUUGCGUGUCAUCGACUUAACAAGUCGUGUCUGCGCGAGAAAGAAUGAUGGCUUUUGGCCCUCAGUAGCGUCACCGGGAUAUAGAAUUGUCUGUGCUUGCAGCCCUUGGCCUCUGUUGUUCUGCAUCUCGUGCCUGCAAGUCACAAUCUUACCACGGCGAGCUUUCUCCAUAGCUCUACCAAACUCGGGACGCGACUCUUUACGCAUAAGCUCUUGUAUACUAGUUCCGACAAGUUCAUCUGGAUGGAGAUCAAGAAGCGAUCGUACGUUAGAUGAUACAAAUAGGAACAUGCCCGAAGUGGACAUCUUGGUCCAAAUUUCGCUGUCCCCAAUGCCGCCAUGGGCAUCGAGAUAGCGCCGGCUGAGAGCGAACACUGGCCUUUUCCUGCCGACGAGAAUGAUACAUUUGCGUCCCUUGCCAUGCUCGACAUAAAGGGACCCACGGCUUUCAAACCAUGUGUAACCGCUUUGUUUGCGCCUGAUGCGAAAGACGAUAUUAACUUGGCUUCCUGCUGUGGCGUCUUUCAACUCGCGAGUAACGGGAACGAUAUCGGAAGGGUGGCAAAUCGAAGAGAGAGAAUUUCCAACCAGUUCUGCUCCGUCGUAUUCAAGAAUACGUUUACAAGCCGGUGAUAGGUAAAGAAAUAGGCCUUUCAGGGACAAAACGUGAAUGAUGUCAUCACUGUUUUCUAGCAGCAUUUUGUCCCAUGAUUGCUUAUGCCAAUCGGAAACGACACCUGUUGGGUUGAACUGCUGAAGUAAUGUUGACACAUCGUCGGCACCUAGUGUCUGUCCAUUGUCGACUUCCCAGUACUUGGAAUUUGGCGGUGUCCAGAUAUAUUGACCAAUGUCAGUGUGCUUGUAAUUGACAGUCAUGCGACCGAGCUCUUGACCAGAUGCGAUGGCAUCAGGACAUUCAACUAGAUCGAUUUGAAACCCGAUAAAAUAUCGAAUUUCUUCGGUAUCCCACGGGAUAGGAAUCAUCGUGAGGAGGUUUAGGAACGGUUUGCCACCUUUGCGAUAGUUGAUUAAACUCUGUUGUAUUUCAACACGGUCUUCAAUGGAUUUUUUAAGGUUGUAGACGGACUGAUUGUCAACAAAUUCGCGGCGCUUUCCUGCUUCAACUUUGCCGUCCGGCGAUUGAAGAAAGCGACAAUUUUGCCCAACAAUAUCAUGCUGACUGUAGCCUGUGAGGUUUUGAAAAUUGUCGGAUACAUAGACAAUCGGGCAGUCAUUCAUAGUCACGUCUGUGACUACAAAAGCGCAUGACAUGUCUACAGCUCCAAGGUUGACCUUGGGAUUCUUUCUUGUGGCGACCAGCCACAAUGCCUUGAGCAUGUCAAACCCACUUUUGGAGUACAUUGUCUUCUCUCUGGCGGGGCCAAUAAAGGGCCUGUUCACUGACGAGUUUGUAGCUUGAAUCGGAUCUGGCGCAGUUUUGGGUGCUGUUGAUGAUUCCCGUGACAGUCCUGUUGGCUCAUCCAUCACUCCCGGUGCGGCAGGAGCCUGGGGAGCUUCCGUGGUUCUCAAACCCAACUCUGGACCGCUCACCGGUUUAUCCAUUUUCGAAGGAGCAUUGCUGCUGGGUACGGAGCUCGACGGUGUGUUGGCGCCAAGCGGUGUCGUUCCACCCGGUUGUCUGUUAUUGAUGUCGAAAUAUGCUGACGCGGGGGUAGGGUACUGUGCUGAGGCAGUAGGUGACUGGAACAUGGCUGCCAUAUCCAUGUCGGCAAAUUGCGGGGAGAUCAUAGUUCCCAUAAGUUCUCGUGUCGAAGCCGAGUAUGCAGCUUGUCCAUUUCCAUACGGUCCGACAUUUGUGGUAUCGAUUGCAGAAAUUGAUGUUGGCACUUGGCCAGCAUAUGGGUAGGUACCCGUGUUCUGCUGAUUUGCGUACAUCAUAACGUCAUCAGGAUGGUUUUGAGCGGCGGCGGAAGGAUAUUGCUGCUGCACGCUGCUCUGACGUGAUAUAUGUGGCUGGUCAUCUAUCACCAUGUUGUCGUUGGUGUUUUCGUUGGGUAGCGCGCCGAUCGGGGCACUUGAACCACCAGCAUUCGGCUGGCGUUGCUGCUUCUGGCGAUUUAGCUGUGCUGGAGAAUAUAUUCCUUCCAUAGCGGUGGCAUGGGCUGUUUAGAAGCUUGUGGUGUGGUGGGUUGAAAGUCAAGAUGACCAGGUCGACACCGGACUUUGUUUCGGCGUGCAAUGGAUCUGCUAGUACGGUGGGCGGUUGUCGAUAUUGUUAGGGAACUGGCUAAGCCAUGUAGAUCGAUAUAGAACCCGACGGGCGAAGUCAACGCUGUUGCUAGUGCAAGAGCCGCAGCGCUGUUUGUUCUUCGCGGUCGCAGCUAUGCGUUCGAGGAACUCUUAGUGGGGAAACGCUACCGCUAAUCCUGGGUUGCUGAGAGAAAUGAUUUUUUAACGGCGGGUAGUCUUCGAAGCGGCUACAAUGUAAGAGAAGUCGGCUGUGAGCACGAAAAUAAGAGCGGUGGAGGAAAGGGCGAGCAUCGAAGAAUGGAAUGUGUAUGUAUGGUGUCGCAAAAGUGGUGGUGGUGGCAUCAAACGGCUGUUUACC